Andrographis paniculata is the source of this 2156-nucleotide messenger RNA. RefSeq names its product 5-epi-aristolochene synthase-like. Lineage: Eukaryota; Viridiplantae; Streptophyta; Magnoliopsida; Lamiales; Acanthaceae. Gene Ontology annotation, biological process: diterpenoid biosynthetic process. The record is from RefSeq and is a predicted model, not a curated record. Gene Ontology annotation, molecular function: magnesium ion binding; terpene synthase activity. The transcript is spliced from 7 exons. Bases 26 to 1927 code for a protein of 633 amino acids.
UCAUCAAGAAAUUUAAUAAAACUUGAUGGCUAUGGCUAUGGCUUUUACCUGUUCUUGGAGCCUUCUUCUCCCUAAUUAUUCAAAACCCAUUUUUCACUACGUAGGGAAAAGAGGUGAAGCCUUGUCCUUCCGUACAUUACAUCGAAAUAAAUCUAAGCAUGAAUCAAACCUUGUAAAGUUUAAUAAAAUGUUAAAGCAUCAAGAUGACAGGAGUUUGCAUUUUCUGUCGAGAACCACCAUUCCCAAGGCUGCUUCCGACAAUGGCGACAACCUUGUGUUCGAAGAACCGAUUAUCCGACAAACCAAGGAUCAUCCUGCAAGUUUCUGGAAUGAUGCUUUGUUUUCUGCCCCAAAUCAGGUAGACGAAACACAUACCAAAGCUGUCAUUGAAACACUGAAGGAGAAGGUGAGGAGAAUGGUGAUGAACAAGGAAAGUAAAGCAAAGGAUAAGAUGAUUCUCAUCGACACAAUAGAGCGAUUAGGAUUGGCCUAUCACUUUGAGAAAGAGAUCGACCACCAGAUCGCACAGAUCUUCGAAUCUGAGAUGCAAAAUGAGGAUGAUAAAGACAGCGACCUUUUUUCGACUGCUCUGCAUUUUCGAUUGUUCAGACAACAUGGCUAUAAUGCUCCUAGCAGCGUCUUCAAUAAAUUUACAAAUGGCGACGGAACUUUCAAGGAAGCCUUUUCGAAUGACAUCAAGGGUUUGCUGAGCUUGUAUGAAGCAACAUAUCUAAGGUUUCCGGGAGAAGACAUCUUAAAAAAUGCCAAUGUCUUCGCAACCCGUAGUCUAAACCAAGCCUUGCCUCUAUUGGAAUCCCCUCUUAAAGAGAAAGUAGCCCGAGCUCUAUUCCAACCGGUUCAAUGGGGUGUUCCUAGAGUCGAAGCUCAUUAUUACAUCUCAUUCUACGCGAAAGAAGUAUCCAAGGAUGAGUUGCUCUUAAAGCUAGCUAAAUUAGAUUUCAACUUGUUACAGAAUCUAUAUAGAGAAGAGCUCUGUGAAUUCAUGAAGUGGUCGAAAGGCUUGGAUCUCAAGUCGAAAUUUCCAUAUGCAAGAGAUUGGUCAGUGGAAAUGUAUUUUUGGGUUGUGGCACUCAAUUUUGAACCUCGAUACUCACUUCUACGGUCACUUGUGGUAAAGAACAUAAUCCUAUGUGUACUCAUAGAUGAUACGUUUGACAGUUAUGCGACACUUGAAGAAGCAAAAACCUUCGUGGAGGUUCUCCAAGAACGGUGGGAUAUCAAAAAUAUCGACAGACUUCCACCUUAUAUGCAGAUUAUUUACAAACUUGUCUUGAGUACAUACGAAGAGUUUGAUCAAGAAAUGUCCAAACAAGGCAGAAGUUUCGCAGUUUCUUAUGCAAUAGAACAACUAAAAAUGCUUACUAGGAGUUACUUUACAACAGCCAAGUGGUAUAUGGGACGUGAGACGCCAACAUUUAAAGAGAGUAUUUCCAUUACAUACGUAGACACUGGAGUCCCGGCCCUAUUGUCAUUUUGCAUGAUGGGCAUGGAAUUCGCCUCAAAGGAAGCAUUCGAAUGGCUCAUGACAAGGCCUAAAUUUUUGGAGGCCACCGGUCUAUACAUUCGAUUUAGUAAUGAUAGAGGCAGCUAUAAACGCGAACACAAUAGAAGUGGAUUUCCAAGUACAUCAAUUGAUUGCUACAUAAAAGAUUAUGGUGCAUCGGAAGAAGAAGCAAUGACUAAGUUUCGCGAACUAUCUGAGAAUGCAUGGAUGGAAAUGAAUAGGGAAUGGAUUACUACAAAGGCGGAGCCGAGGGAAUAUUUAAAUAUUUCACUUAACUAUGCACGGGCCGUAUUCAUCAGUUACAAUCAAGGCACAGAUGCGAUUACAUAUUCGGAAACAGGGCUGAGGAAAGACAUAGAAGCAGUCCUGUUCAAUCCCAUAGCAAUUGAUUCAACAGCUUGAAGAAAAUCGAUUCACGAAAUUAUCACAAACCUGGAAAUAUCAAGACCAUACAUUUGUUUCUUUUAUGACACUUUCUACUGCAAUGGUGGCGCCACAUAGGGGCUUGGGGUGUCUCAAACGCCCAAACCUCCGUCCUACUGUUACAUUGAUUGUAUUGUUAUUUAUAUGAACUAUUUGUUCGGUCGGAUUCGGUCAAUUUUUACAAACGCAGUAUUUGAUUUUACAUCAA